Seminavis robusta is the source of this 837-nucleotide messenger RNA. The record is from the annotation of a GenBank genome assembly. Lineage: Eukaryota; Bacillariophyta; Bacillariophyceae; Naviculales; Naviculaceae.
AUGAUGGAACGCCAAGCCCAAAGAACUACAGGAGGAGACAAUCGACUGGGAAUUGAUGAUCCUCGUCGAAUGGAUUUGUCUCCACAGGAAAAGAGACACGCCAUGGCAAUCAAGCAAGCAAUUGAAGGCACUGCCGAAAUAGACAACUUGUCAGACUUCUUUUACUGUCAGUUCGCUCUGAUAGAAGGGAGCAAUGUUGAAGGAGCCUUGGAGAGAGCCAAACACCUGCAAGCCUUUCGAGAGGAAUACAAGAUUAUGGAAACCAAAGAUCAUGGAUACCAAGUGCUCGAGGCAUUCAUUCAGCUGUCUCCACAACAUUUCCUCUCCUAUGAGUUUCAAGACAAUUCUUACACCAUGAUCCUUAACCUCAAGGGAUUGCAACCCAAAACUUAUCUAUCCACACCUAAAACGUUCGGGACAUGGAUCACGGGAUUCUACUAUAUGCAUCACUGCUUUUGCCCUGACUUUGAAACCAUCCGACAAGGGGUUUCCUUUUAUGCGGAAUGUCAUGGCUAUGAUAGUAGCCUGCAUGUCAACCUGAAAUUCGCCAUGCGCGUGUGCGCAGAAUGUAUGACUGUAUACCCAUUCCGUCUUCGGAAAGCACAUCAUUUUCAUACUUCCAUCAUGUGUAAUUUGAUGGUUGCAGCAAUCAAACGAGUCAUGCCUGCCAGCCUGGGCACCAAUAAAAUCAAAGUGGGCUGCCAAGCACCCAUGUAUCUUGAUGAGAUUUACUUAUCCCCGUCUGUUGAAGCAUCCAAUCAAAAGACACUGCAACGAUGGAAGGCUGCACUGGCAAAGCGCUACCGCAACGAACACACAUUCUCCUUGUUGCCAUGA